Messenger RNA from Xenia sp. Carnegie-2017, 1906 nucleotides. RefSeq lists its product as uncharacterized. The record is from RefSeq and is a predicted model, not a curated record. The transcript is spliced from 2 exons. The coding region runs from base 242 to 1885 and encodes 547 amino acids. NCBI's taxonomy places the organism in Eukaryota, Metazoa, Cnidaria, Anthozoa, Malacalcyonacea, Xeniidae.
UGAGAGCACAUAUAUUGUACGAGUGCUUUUGUGUCUAAUAUAAUACUUAAUCGCAUAUAAGUUAUAAGAACGAAGGAGUUUUUUUGAAUUAAAAUGAUGGAAUCAUAUUUCCUUUCAAAACAUUAGAACGGUAACGGUUGGAACCUUAAAGACAUUACACACACAUCAAAGCCGACAGUUUUGCCUGAAAGCAUUGAGUUUGCUGUUAUUGUUGGAGGACAUUUUGUGGUAACAAAAUAUAAUGUAUCGGUACUCUAAGCUCAUGUUAAUAACGUAUAUUGGGUAUGCCAUUGUUUUUCUCACUUGUAUAUACACAAGUGAGUCAAAGGUUGAACAAAGAAGCUAUGGUCGCCGGAUUACUGAAGAAUUUGUUGACAGCAUGAUGCCCGAAAAAUAUUCUGAGAAGUCCAAAAACAGUCCUUUGAGGAAUGUCAAAUACGACAAGAAAAUCACUUCUCAACUAUAUCUUGAACGUUUUACAUCUUCAACAAAUCAAAGAUUGUCAAAGGCUCAAAACGAUUUCGGGCCAACUUUUAAAACUGAAUCUAACAAACUGCCAUCUGUAAGUUUGUUUAUGCGAUUAACAGGUAUGCAUAUAGAAAGAUUUUAUUGCGAUUUUUUAAGGACAAUGGUGUUGUUUUGGCCUCCAUCAUACGGUAACCUUGUUGUAGUGUUGGAUGAGGAGUCUCAACUUGAUCAUAAAUUAGCAGAAAUCAUGAAAGAUCACUUUGCUAAAUACUUUCCUCGUCGUAAUUUGAAAAUUGUGUAUGAAGCUUUACCAAAUGGUCAUGAAACACUCUUAAAAAUGCCAUGGCCUAAACGAGACACUGGUUACAACAGACAAAUUUGGAGCAGUUUUUAUAAUGAUCUGUACACAAAUGAUACGGUUAUAGCAUGGGUUGAUUCCGACACUGCAUUUUCAGCGUCUGUGACCCAUCGUUCAAUGUUUAAUGGCACACGCUUAAGAGUUAUCGGUACCGACUGCACACUACCACACGCUGAGUUUGCAAGAAAAUGCGAUAGAGUUAUAUUUCUUGCUCUUGGUCGACCACCUGUAGGCGACUUUAUGCUACAUUUUCCAAUUUACAUUUAUCGUGAUACAUUUACCAAUUGUAGAAAAUUCUUAAUAAAAAGAUAUAAAGCUCGGGACUUUGAAGAGGUUUAUAGAAAUAUGAGCACAGACGGCCUUGUAUGUCCGGUAAGUCUUGUCCUUAACUAUGCAUGGCACUUUGAGAGAGAACGUUAUGAUUGGAGUCUGAAAAUUUGCACUGCAUCUUUGGAUGAAUACAACAGAAGGUUUGAAAAAAAAGCAGCUAUAAGACCUUCCGACAUCAGAGAAAUUUUAUCAGAUCCUCAGUUAAGUGUUCAUACGGGGGAACCUGGGUCAGCACUUGGUUCUGCUCAGAUAAUAUUAACCAGUUACUGUUUAUCAACUGAAGAGGCUGGAAUAACGGCAAAACAUUGUGUGAGAGAAACAGAUUUUAAUAUCAAUAAUGCUCUGAUCCUUUUUAAAUAUGGAAGAGCACCCGAGACAUGUGUUGGAGAAAUGGUUAAGAUAUGUGUUAAGAUUUUAAAACAGCAUUAUCGUCUUGUUGGUUCUGAAAUAAAGAAUGGGGAACGUAGGAUGAAUUGGAGUGAUAUUGAUGUUGUUGAAACUCUUGUUAAAGACGUCAAUGGCUUAUGUCCAGAUAUUCCUACUGGGAGGCUUAAGAAGAGAAAUUUUAUGGUGUAUGUAAUCUUUCUUCUUGUUUUAUGUUCUAUCUUACGUUUAAUCAUAACAAAAAAAUAUCUUAUAAAGAAAUUUUUGUUUAUUUUUUUAAGAAAAUGCCGUCAUAUGAUGAGAAAACAAUUUCUUUAUAUAGAAAAUAGUUCUAACUCAAAAUAAAACUUUUGUUUCUUUUCUGUA